GCAGUGUGUGUUAAAAUUAUCCACCUAAAGCCAAUCCUCCUCAAGCUGAUCAGUGCACUGAAUGGACUAACCAGCUUGAGGACUUCAAACUCGCAGGCAGUAGGUAAGGGCAGUCUGGGAUUUGAUGGAUGGUUAGAAGCCGAAGUUAAAAGGAUUAUUCUCAGCUGCCGAGCAGAGAAGGUCCUUGGAGCCAAGAGGGAUCACCUGCCUGGCGGUGGCCCAACAUCUCAUCCCCGAGACGGUGGAGGAAGCUAUCAGGAGCCAUCAACUUUCACAGCCGGUUAACUCACCAUGGAGCCAAAAGAGCUUGUAUGAUUUGAAGAUACACUGCUAAAGAGUUUGGCAGCACCCUUUGUGUGUUGUUGGAAUACUCCCUUGGAGCUUGUCCUCUGAAAGAUAUUUAUGUGGAGGAGAUUUCAUCUGCAGUUGUUUUGUUGACAUGCUUUGCCCUAACGCCCUUCAAUCCAGCGCCAAUGACCUCCAUUCAUGGUGUUUGUCACAAGAAAACUAAAGCCAGGGAGGACUGUCGGUUGUCGAGGAAUAGCUUGGAUUCCAAACAAAUAUGGCCAGAGACGAUAGUCUUCUAAGCCUCAUGCCUUUGUUCUCAAGGCACCAGCAAUGGGUCGGAGCCACUCUAGGAUUGGUCCUACCGCUUUUCCCCCUUCGCCCUCUAAUUUUCUAUUACUUCCUGUCAUGUGCAGCAGCAGCAGGUAGUUUACCUGGCAUAGAAUAUGACUAUGGCAUUAGCCCCAAGUUCGUUUGCACUCCCAUCCCCCCAGAGGCAGAUCCCAGCUGCUAUUCUCCACCCAGCGUGCCCCACGGACCGAGCAGUACCGGCCAAAGCAGCAGCCCCAACGGCAACAGUCGGCGAGUCAUGAUGUCCGACGAGGCCAAAGCCACCAUCUUGCACCUGCGCGAGAGCCUCGUGAGGCAGAAGGAAACCAUCCUGGACCAGCGGGAGACCAUCCGAGAGCUAACCGCCAAGCUCACCUUGUGCGAGGGCUUCGGGGGUCACCACGGCACCGGUCAUCAAGACAGCCACCACAACAACCACCACGACACCCACCACGACACCCACCACGACACCCACCACGACACCCACCACGACAACCAUCACGACAACCAUCACGACAACCAUCACGACAACCAUCACGACAACCAUCAUGACAACCAUGACCACCACGGACAACAUGGCACUCAUCAUACGCCUUCUUCGUCGCACCACGGGCCUUCAGGAUACCACAGCAACGAUCACCACUAUUCCCACGGCGGCCACAGGUCAGACCCCCACCACGGGAAGGGCUCAUCGUACAGCAAACACAGCUCCUUCUCACCAGAACAGACCGGAAAAACCCUGCAGACCCUGAAGGAGAGGCUGGAGAGCUUGCAGGCCAGGAACUCCUCCAGCUCCUACUCCAGCUCCUUGAGAGAACUCCUCCAGCGGAAGAUCAACGCUCUGGAGGAGCAACUGCACAGCUACUACAGUGAUCACCAUGACGACCACCACGGCAACCACCACGACGACCACCAUGGUACCGGCCACCAUGACAACCACCACGAUGACCACCACGAUGACCACCACGAUGACCACCACGAUGACCACCACCGUACCGGUCACCAUGACAACCACCACAGCAGUCAUCACAGCAGCCACUACGGUACCCACAGGUACAGCCACCACGGCAGGCACCACAGUCGUCAUGACGAUCACCACUAUGACCGCCAUCACAACUGGAGCCAUGGUAGGCAUCGUAGUCACCAUGGCAACCACCACUCCGGCCACCGUGACAGUCACCACGGCGACCAUCACGAUGACCACUAUGGUCAUCACAACGAUCGCCACAAUGACCACCAUAACGAUCACCACAACGACCACCACUAUGACCAUCAUGACGACCACCAUAAUGAUCACCAUGACGACCACCACUAUGACCAUCAUGACGACCACCAUAAUGAUCACCAUGACGACCACCACUAUGACCACCAUAAUGAUCACAAUAACGACCACCACAAUGAUCACCAUGACGAUCACCAUGACUAUCACCGUGGACCUGGACACCAUGAUGACCACCAUGAUGAUCACCAUGACAACCACCAUGACUACGACCACCAUUAUGAUGAUCAUCAUGCGCGACGACUGCCCUUCACCAGCAAAGAAACGAGGCUGCAAGGUGCCGGCCACAGCAAGCUGGAAACGGUGUUCAGCCAGCUGCACCACAGCAACAGUGACCAUGGAAACCACAAGAAGCUCAAGAAUCCCAACGCUUUCCUACUCGACUUCCCCAUGAGGACCAACUACAUGUAUGCCAGGAUGAAGCGGUCUGUGGUCAACGAGCUCUUCGCCUUGACUAUCUGUGUGUGGCUGAAGGCGGGUGCAGGUCCUGGUCUCGGUACUCCCUUCUCCUACGCCGUCCCCGGGCAGGCUAACGAGCUGGUGCUUAUGGAGUGGGGCACCAACCCUAUGGAGCUGCUAAUUAAUGACAAGGCGGUGACUCUGCCCAUAACCAUGACCGACGGGAAGUGGCAUCACGUGUGCGUGACGUGGUCGACCCGUGACGGCAUCUGGGAGGCCUACCAGGAUGGAGUGAAGAAAGGCUCUGGGCAGAACCUUUCAGCCUGGCAGCCCAUCAAACCAGGAGGGAUUUUCAUCCUGGGUCAGGAACAGUCUCGUCUCUUCUCUCCACAGGACACAAUGGGAGGCCGCUUCGACGUCACCCAGUCCUUCGUGGGGGAGCUGUCGGAUCUCCAGUUCUGGUCCAGAGUCCUGACGUCCAACGAGAUCUACAACCAGGCGACCUGCGGAGGCCACUUCGUCGGUGACGUCAUGUCGUGGUCGGAGGAAGUGGUGGAGCUCCACGGAGGCCUCACCGAGCUCGAUUUUGACCCCUGCCACUAAAGAUGGACAUCGAACCUCACAUCCCUGGAGUUGUAGGAUCAUCAUUUCCAUUUAACCGAUUACAUGCCUGUGUCAAAAGAAUUGAUUGGAGAAUGGAAAAAUACCGUUUGGUCGUGGAUCAAGAAUGGAGCAAUCAUUUAUUUCAUCUCUGUGCUGCAGAACUUUAAUAAUACAAGGUCAGCCGCUGGCAACAGGCAAGAGCAAGGAGUUCUUUUCUUUUUUCUAUAUAUUUCUAUAUAUUUUUUGCCAUUCCCGUCCGAUCUCUCUGCCUUCUCCACCUACACCCUCACUUCUUCGCUCUGCCGCUCUGAGCAGGACGGCUUUGAAGGCUCCAAAGAGCGCGGGGCUUUGGAUUUACCGGCUGUGUGGUCAUGACUCCAUGGGAUCCAACACACAUAAUAGGAUUUCCUUCCAUCAGAACAGGUCCAAAGGUUGCUGUUCGCCAUUAACUUGCCUGCGCCAGCUUGUUUUGUUUGGUAUGUGAGCAACAGAAACAUUGCAGGAGGUGAAAGAGUGACUAGAGGAGCGCAGGAGAGCUUACGAAUCGAGCCACACAGACACCUCAGCGGAGAUGACUGCACACAUUGAAUCAUGUAUCUGCUUGCAGUUCUGUUAUGAUACAGGAGAAUGUUGUUGCGUGACGUUUUUACAGUGCAGGUCAGAUUUGGCGCAGCGUUAGCUCAAUGUAUCAAUGUGGACUUUGCACACAGAGGUUUUGGCAGACGGUUUUAUAUUAGUAUUUCAUAUUGAAAACUCUACAACAGGCUUUUUUUGUAGAAAGAAGAUCAAACAUGCUUUUGAGGCGAAUGCAACACUUGUGUUAUGUGUCUCAUGACUGCGAGUGAUGUGUUUUAUCAGUGCAGGACUGGAUGUGCUUCACACUUUGUGUUUUCUCUGUUUGUGAGCUGUCAGAGGGGCUGUUACAUAAGAAGCAACGCGGCUCAAUGUCAGACGUGAUGUUACAGCCACGAGCCACCGAUGCAGGUUAACCAGCCCUCAACGUGCCAUCACGGUAAUGCUCAUGUCUCCUUGGCAACCGCUUGGCUUACAGUGGGAUUUAGCAUCUGAUCUGAUCCUGUCUAUUUCCGAGCAGCUCAAACACCGCGACAGAGGAACACACUCGGAGAAGCUGAAGACGUAAAGACUGUUUGUAGCGGCACUUUUUUUCUAACAGAGGGGUGGUUUUUUUUUUGUACAUGUAAAUUAUACCAGAUAGUCUGUUUUUAACUAUUAAAAGGAAUUAUUAUUGUAUUUCUUACAGUGUAAAUAAGUACAUAGCUCUUUCUUAACCUUGAUUUAACCUUGUGUUUGUUUGUAAAGCACAUCUUUGGACGUACACUGACUGAUAUUUAUUCGCUUCUUCUAACCCCCCAGGUAAAACUCAGACUGCCCUGCACUGAACUUACUGGUGGUAAAAAAAAGAAAAAGGGGGGUGUCUGUUGUUGCCAUUACGAUAAAGUCCCUCAGCAUCAGGACCACAAUGUUGUCACGCUACAGCUGUAAAUAUCUGCAAAAUGUUUCUUUGACUGGAAUGCCAAGACGAGCAACACGUUGAAACCAUGCUCCUGUUCUCCUCUCAUGAUAGUGGGCCAAAUGCACGUACGUUUUUUCUGUUACUUAGACCUCACUUUAUACACCUCCUCAGUGUGUAGUUUGUAAGGUGAAUUUAUGCAUCAUUAACAUAAAGACUUGCUUAUCCUCGCCUUUGGUGUACAGUUUAACGUUUAAUAGGGGAUUUUGUUUGUUUAUUCUCGUGUCUUUGGCUGUAAAUAUAUAAAGUAUUGCGAUGUGUUCAAUCAACAGUCCCUCCCUCAUGUGUAAGCCAAAACUAUAAACUUGUAAAAUUGUAAAACUUGAAAGAGGAAGAAAAUGCACUAUAAAUGCUGUAAAGUAUGUGUAAAUAUGUCAGAAAUUUUGAAUAAAACUAUUUAAAAUAUUUUAUGAAUUCAAA
Messenger RNA from Amphiprion ocellaris (clown anemonefish), 4847 nucleotides. Its product is annotated as GATA zinc finger domain-containing protein 14-like. Bases 563 to 2896 code for a protein of 777 amino acids. Lineage: Eukaryota; Metazoa; Chordata; Actinopteri; Pomacentridae. The transcript has 6 exons. The record is from RefSeq and is a predicted model, not a curated record.